CACCGAACACGAGAUCGGUAAGCGCCUGGACACGCCGGAGUCAGCAGUGGACAUGCACACGGCCGACCACGGCACGCUGCAAACCGCGAUCGACUGGGCCGAGGUGAAAGUCGAUGGCCUAGGCUGCGUCGACGGCAGCACGGACAAGGUAUUUGAUUGCCGCGCCGUCGACAGCGCCAACCUGCGGCACCGCGAAGGUCUCCAACUGCUGCGACGGAGGGCACGCCAACGAGAGCACCGACCAGAAGACGGUGGGGCCGACAAGGGGGGCGCCGACAAGAUCAGCGCCGACAGCAGCGCCGACGUGGCCUUCGGUUGCUACGCCGACGGCCGCGCCGACAUCAGCACCAACCAGCCCUCG
Prorocentrum cordatum is the source of this 361-nucleotide messenger RNA. The record is from the annotation of a GenBank genome assembly. NCBI's taxonomy places the organism in Eukaryota, Dinophyceae, Prorocentrales, Prorocentraceae.